This is a messenger RNA of Musca vetustissima, 723 nucleotides long. RefSeq names its product synaptosomal-associated protein 25 (gene Snap24). The record is from RefSeq and is a predicted model, not a curated record. The transcript has a single exon. Gene Ontology annotation, molecular function: SNAP receptor activity; syntaxin binding. Gene Ontology annotation, biological process: exocytosis; synaptic vesicle priming; synaptic vesicle fusion to presynaptic active zone membrane. Bases 10 to 645 code for a protein of 211 amino acids. Gene Ontology annotation, cellular component: plasma membrane; SNARE complex. NCBI's taxonomy places the organism in Eukaryota, Metazoa, Arthropoda, Insecta, Diptera, Muscidae.
UCAAAUUAAAUGGCAGCCAUGGAUAACGAACCCCGCACCGAAUUGCAAGAUUUGCAAAUGAAGGCUACCCAGGUGGCCGAUGAAUCGGUGGAAAGUACCCGCCGUAUGUUGGCCUACAUGGAAGAGAGCAAGGAGGCUGGUAUACGCACCCUGGUCGCAUUGGAUGAUCAGGGCGAACAAUUGGAUCGCAUCGAAGAGGGUAUGGAUCGCAUUAAUGCCGACAUGAAAGAAGCCGAAAAGAAUUUAAGCGGCAUGGAGAAAUGCUGUGGCAUUUGUGUCCUACCCUGGAAAAAGGUCUCCAUCAAGGAUGAUGCUGAUAAUGCGUGGAAAAAGAACGAUGAUGGUAAAAUUGUCAAUAACCAGCCACAGCGUGUCAUCGACGAAAGGGAGCGGGGUGGUAUGGGCCAGCCACCACAGACCGGUUACAUUGCUCGGAUUACAAAUGAUGCCCGCGAAGAUGAAAUGGACGAAAAUCUCGGACAAGUUAAUGCCAUGUUGGGUAAUUUACGUAAUAUGGCACUGGAUAUGGGCUCCGAGCUGGAGAAUCAGAAUAUACAAAUCGACCGUAUCAAUGCAAAGGGUGAUGCGAAUAAUGCGCGCAUGUCGGGUGUCAAUCAGAGGGCUAACAAUUUGCUCAAGAGUUAAAUUUAAGUAUUACAUAGAAGAAGAAGCAAAAAACAGCACAACAACAACACAAUUAUUACAACACUAACAACAUAGCAG